Setaria italica (foxtail millet) is the source of this 1701-nucleotide messenger RNA. RefSeq names its product xyloglucan galactosyltransferase KATAMARI1 homolog. The record is from RefSeq and is a predicted model, not a curated record. The transcript is spliced from 2 exons. Bases 38 to 1627 code for a protein of 529 amino acids. Gene Ontology annotation, molecular function: glycosyltransferase activity. NCBI's taxonomy places the organism in Eukaryota, Viridiplantae, Streptophyta, Magnoliopsida, Poales, Poaceae.
CCCAGAGCAAGCUGGGGAGGAAUCCAAUCUUCCAGCCAUGGAAGCUCACUACCCCAAGUACCUCCUCUACUGCCUCCUCAUCGCCGGUUCAUGGCUCCUCUCCUGCCUCCUCCACUUCCAGUACCUCCACGUCGCUCUCUCUUCCUCCUCCUUCGCUGCUCCCCGCCGCGCCGCGCUCGUCGUGCUCCCCGCCGCGCUGGACGCCAGCUUCCUCCCCGCCCCCGCCGUCGAGGCUGACGACAAGCGGUGGUCGACGUCGUCGGUGGUGGCGUCGUCGCCUUCGCCGUCGUCAUCUCCUCCGCCGCCGCCGUCGUGCGAGGGGCGGUACGUGUACAUGCUGGACGUGCCGUCGCGGUUCGACAUGCUCAGGGACUGCGUUCCCGGCUCGCCGUUGUUCGACGACAUGUGGAGCUGGUGCGCAAUCACCGUCAAUGCCGGGCUCGGCCCCAAGAUUGCCGGCAACGGCAGCGACGGCGACACCGAUAUCAUCCCCAGCACCGGAUGGUACAGCACGGACCAGUACGCGCUGGAGGUGAUGUUCCACAACUGGAUGCGGCGGUACGAGUGCCUGACCGGCGACCCGUCGGCGGCGACGGCGGUGUACGUGCCGUACUACCCGGCGCUGGAGCUGCACCAGCACCUGUGCGGGUACAACACGACGGCGCGCGACGGCCCGUCGGAGGCGUUCCUGCGGUGGCUGUCGUCGCAGCCGACGUGGGCGGCGCUCGGCGGGCGCGACCACUUCAUGGUGGCCGCCAAGACGACGUGGAUGUUCCGGCGGGAGCCCGGCGGCGGGGACGGCGGGUGCGGCAACAACUUCCUGGGCCAGCCGGAGUCCGGCAACAUGACGGUGCUCACCUACGAGUCCAACAUCUGGGCGCCGCGGGACAUCGCCGUCCCGUACCCGAGCUACUUCCACCCGACCUCCGCCGGCGAGGUGGCCGCGUGGCAGGCCCGCGCGCGGGCGGCGCCGCGGCCGUUCCUGUUCGCGUUCGCCGGCGCGCGGCGGAUCAAGGGGCAGCUGGCCAUCCGCGACCGCGUGUUCGACGUGUGCGAGUCCGCGGCAGCGCGCGGCCGGUGCGGGCUGGUGGACUGCAGCCACGGCCUCGAGGGCAGCAUCACCUGCCGGACGGCGGCGAAGCUCGUCGCCCUGUUCGCCUCGGCGCGGUUCUGCCUGCAGCCGCGGGGGGACUCGUUCAUGCGCCGCUCCUCCAUCGACUCCGUCAUGGCCGGGUGCAUCCCCGUCUUCUUCCACCGGGCGUCCACCCUCGAGGCGCAGUACCGGUGGCACGAGCCGGAGCCGGGGAGAGACGGCGACGGAGGCCGGCGCAGGUACUACGUGCUGCUCAACGCCGACGACGUGCUGGAAGGGAGGGUGGACAUCGAGGAGGAGCUGAGCAGGUACAGCGACGAGGAGGUGGCGGAGAUGAGGGAGGAGGUGAUCAGGAUGAUCCCGAGGUUCCUGUACAGGGACACCAGGGUGAGGUUCGAGGGGGAGAUGAGGGACGCCUUCGACAUCACCAUGGACGGGGUGAUGGACAGGAUGAGGAGGAUCAAGAACGGGGAGAAUGUGGUGUUGAAGGGCUAUGACGAUAGUGAUGAGGCGAUGGCUGCCAGUGAUUCAUGACAUUUGCUGAAAUUGAGUUCUCUUUUUGUGUACGUGUGUGUUGUUCAUGUGAUGGUACUAGAGUAUGUGUAGCA